This is a messenger RNA of Salvelinus fontinalis (brook trout), 4842 nucleotides long. Its product is annotated as voltage-dependent P/Q-type calcium channel subunit alpha-1A-like. Gene Ontology annotation, biological process: calcium ion import across plasma membrane; chemical synaptic transmission. Gene Ontology annotation, cellular component: neuronal cell body; voltage-gated calcium channel complex; membrane. Bases 1687 to 2601 code for a protein of 304 amino acids. The transcript is spliced from 8 exons. Lineage: Eukaryota; Metazoa; Chordata; Actinopteri; Salmoniformes; Salmonidae. The record is from RefSeq and is a predicted model, not a curated record. Gene Ontology annotation, molecular function: high voltage-gated calcium channel activity.
UGAUGAAAAUUACAGGCCUCUCUCAUCUUUUUAAGUGGGAGAACUUGCACAAUUGGUGGUUGACUAAAUAAUUUUUUGCCCCACUGCACGCAUCCAUGCAAACAAACACUCACACACACGCUAUCACAGGCACAUUUUGUAAACACAAACACAUACCUGCACAUAUGCAGAAACAGAUGUGUAAACACACACACGCACACACACACACACACACACACACACACACACACACACACACACACACACAUACACACACAUACACACACACACAGUCAGCCACCAGUAAGUAUCCUUACAUCUGGUGUAACAGCUACAGCUGCAGCAGGAGGUUCUAGAAGACCUCAGGCAUCCCCCACCAUGACCCCUGACCUUGGAGAGGUCACAGCUGACCUUUUACCCCCUGAGGCUGAGUAGGGAAGACCCAGGGAGAAAUCUGGAGUCAUCUCUCACUGAGAUGCAAGUUAGUUAGUUUGUUAGUUAGUCAGCUAGUCACCUAGUUAUCUUGCCAGCUAGUUAGUUAUUCAUUCAGAUCUUAUAUGCAAUUGGGACAGGGUUACCUCCACCAACCAGGUGCUAGGGCUAGUCUCUCUUCUCUAUAUGACCAGAUACUCAGAGAGAAUCCUGUCCACUCCCACACAUGUUAGCAUGUCCACAGUCUCCCCUCUAAAAAAAAGAAAGAGGUUUGGCUUGGCAUUUCAGUCCAGAAAUGCCUGCACAAUAUAUUUGUCUUUGCCAAAGACCAAGACACAAUGUCAUGCUGUUUGGGCUAUGCUAUGAAACCAGCUUGGGGAGGGGAGUGGUAGAGCUAGUGUCUCUGUGUAGAAAAGUUCCCCAUUCCUCUAGCUAGCAAUGGAGAACAAGGUUUCAAUACAGCAUGGGAAGCUAUGGGUUUCAAAGCAGCAUGAGUAGACUGCACUGUUUCAGUAUUUCAGUGCAUGUGUCCGUGGGUUCAGCCACCUUACUUAGUGUUGGAAGAUGCAUUGCACAGUGCUAGAGUUGUUGAGAGUAGUUUGAAUGGAACAAUCCAUUUUUAUAUAGCAUGUAACAGCAUACAGAAAGCUGAAAGUACAGUGCAACUUAACCUUGUAGAAAUAGUCUGUCAUAAUACAGCAUGCUUUGUCAACUAACCCUGUCUGAGUUCCUGUCAGUGAGAUAACUCAGCAGCUACCUUCUAGGAAUGGUCUCCUACUACUUCUUCUCACUUCUAUUUGAAUCAAGGGGGCUACGCCAGCUUCCUCCAAGUGCCGCCCCUUCCCUCUCUGACUGUGUGUGUGUGUGUGUGUGUGUGUGUGUGUGUGUGUGUGUGUGUGUGUGUGUGUGUGUGUGUGUGUGUGUGUGUGUGUGUCUGUGUGUGUCUGUGUGUCUGUGUGUGUGUGUGUGUGUGUGUGUGUGUGUGUGUGUGUCUGUGUCUGUGUGUGUGUCUGUGUGUCUGUGUGUGUGUGUGUGUGUGUGUGUGUGUGUGUGUGUGUGUGUGUGUGUGUGUGUGUGUGUGUGUGUGUGUGUGUGUGUGUGUGUGUGUGAAACAGGGGGAGCAGUAAGGGGAAAGACAUCAGCACAAUCAAGUCUCUGAGGGUUCUGAGAGUGUUGCGACCUCUGAAGACUAUCAAGCGUCUUCCAAAGCUCAAGGCUGUGUUUGACUGUGUGGUCAACUCCCUGAAGAACGUCCUGAACAUCCUCAUCGUCUACAUGCUCUUCAUGUUUAUUUUUGCUGUGGUGGCCGUGCAGCUGUUCAAAGGCAGAUUCUUCUACUGUACUGACGAGUCCAAGGAGUUUGAGCGCGAUUGCAGGGGCGAAUAUCUAGUCUAUGAGCGGAAUAAUGAAGUGAAGGCGCAGAAGCGGGAGUGGAAGAAGUACGAUUUCCACUACGACAACGUGCUUUGGGCCCUGCUCACCCUCUUCACCGUGUCUACCGGAGAGGGGUGGCCGCAGGUGCUGAAACAUUCAGUGGAUGCGACCUAUGAGAAUCAGGGCCCGAGCCCGGGGUACCGGAUGGAGAUGUCCAUCUUUUACGUGGUGUACUUCGUGGUCUUCCCCUUCUUCUUCGUCAAUAUCUUCGUAGCUCUCAUCAUCAUCACUUUCCAGGAGCAAGGAGACAAGAUGAUGGAGGAUUACAGUUUAGAGAAAAACGAGAGAGGCUGCAUAGACUUUGCCAUUAAUGCCAAACCGUUGACGCGACACAUGCCCAAGAACAAGCAAAGCUUCCAGUACCGCAUGUGGGAGUUUGUGGUGUCGCCGCCAUUCGAGUAUACAAUCAUGGCUAUGAUCGCGCUCAAUACUAUCGUUCUGAUGAUGAAGUACGACGGAGCCUCUCCGGCCUAUGAGGCUGUGCUGGCCAACCUGAACAUCGUGUUCACCUCGCUGUUCUCCAUGGAGUGUGUGCUCAAGAUCAUCGCCUUUGGAGUGCUGAAUUACUUCAAAGAUGCCUGGAACAUUUUUGACUGUGUGACAGUCCUGGGCAGCAUUACAGAUAUUUUAGUGACUGAGCUCGGGAUGGUUUGUACUUUUUUGGAGAUACUUGAAUUACUGCAUCCAUUUCCUGGUGUGGCUGUGGUGAUGCAUGUUGCUCGACUCCUCACCCUGGCAGUGACCCCUGACCUUUGAUCUCUGACCCAGGUUUGACAAGAUGACUCGACUGACCUCCUGCUCCCAGUCACCGGACAGAGACAUUCGACCAAUCCCAAAUGGACUACCCCUUGUAUAGAUCUAAAAGGAUCAGAUAGGAUUUAGCAAAUAUUCCACCUAUCCUAUCUGGAUGGGUUCAUUGUCAGAAUACUGAUACCAAUCCAAUGCUUUCAGAUCUACACAUGUGAUAGGCCUAGAGGGGCUUGAGGUCAAUUUGGAUUUGGCCAGUAGUCAUUGUCCUAAUACCCUUCAGGUUCUGAUUUAAUACUGUUCAAAUGCACCCUUCCUUCCUCCCUUCCUUGAAGUGAUCACAGCUUUGAUCUGACUGAUCUGACUGAUCUGAUCCAAAAUAAAGGAAACACUUGUGUAAAUGAGGCUUCUGGCAGCUCUGUUAUGGUGUGGGGUGCUUUUCCUGGCAUGGUCCGCUCAUCCCUUUAGAGGGCAAGGUAAACGCCAAUAAAUACACAGCCUUUCUGAAUGAACCCUUUCAUCCUUUCUGUCUUGAUGGGAGUGACCUCUUCCAGGAUGACAAUGCCCCCAUCCACAGGGCACGAGUGGUCACUGAAUGGUUUGAUGAGCAUGAAAAUGGAGCGACGCCUGAGACAGGAGUAAUGGAAUUUUAUCAUGGAAGAACAUUGAAGCUGUUCUGGCAGCUCGUGGUGGCCCAACACCCUACUACAACACUUUAUGUUGGUGUUUCCUCUAUUUUGGCAGUUACCUUUAUGUAGCUAUGUGGUGGAACUCCUACUCUCGCUAAUCUGAUCAUGUUCAAUCAGUGAUUAUUUCAAGGAGGGAAGGAAGAACAAAUGUGUUGUAAAAGUAUUCUAUCAGAUCUGUGGUAAUGUAGGAAAGGAACAAGGAAAGGAAGCUGGUCAAGCCUAUUAGGACACAGCCAUUGUCCUGUGGACAAUACUCUCACAAUCACUAGACAUGCACCACUUACAUUCCUUAAAAGCAAUCUCACACACACACACACACACACACACACACACACACACACACACACACACACACACACACACACACACACACACACACACACACACACACACACACACACACACACACACACAUGCAUGCUAGUGUCUGUGAGAGCCAGGGGAGUAAGGUGUGACAGGAGUGCACAGAGUGACUGGGUCUAAAGCUUCACCCAUGGCAGACCGGGCUACGGUGCAUGCUGCCCCACUGCAUGUCUCUGGCAGGGAUGACACACACGUAUACUACUCAUAGACAGAUAAGUUAAACACACCCAGACAUACAUGGACACUGACCUACACACACAUAUACACACAUACAACAGUACAUAGCUAAAUAAAUACAUGCACAUAGGCUUGUGUUGCAAUACCAUAGUGAACAUGCUCUUGAUGGGAGCUGAAUGUGCCUACUGCCAAGCCCUCUCUAACCCAGAACCCUUCCCUUGGUAGAGGGUUGAAGGACCAUGCACAUCAUAGGACAGUGAGCAUCACAAACAUAGUUUACAGUAAUCAAGUACAGUUUGAUUUCUGUAGUGGUUUUUACAAAUGCUUUUUUUUUUUUUUUUUUUUUACAAAUCACCAUUAAGUGUGUAAUAAUUUGAGCAAGACAAGUCGUAUGAUUCGCCCUAUGAAUAUGGAAUUAUAGUAAUGCUAUCACUGUUAUAUCAACAUUAGAACUUUGUAACAAUUAUAUUUCUAAAUAUCAUCAAUAUAUUUGCAGUUUGUCCUUCAACCCAGAACCCCACUCCCCCUCCCCUUUCUCUGACUGUGACGCAAGAAAGGUUGGGUUCAAUUCCAUGUAAAUUCUGUUAUUUCAGGAGGUGACUUGAAAUUCAGGAGGCCUCUGAAAGCAACAGUGGACAAUUUUUUAUUUUAUUAAUUAAAUGUUAUCUCAGUUUAUCCCCUGAAUUGAGUGAACUGAAAUGGAAUCGAACCUGACUUUAUAGUGUCACAGGACUAAAACGAGCCAAUCCCUUGUGGAGGAGAGCUGUCAGCUUUGCUGCGUUGCGUUGACACCUGGUUAACUUGCUGUGAUCUAGCUAGUUCCAUAUUGUGUGGUGGUGCGUUUGCCUUGAGGAUCAGUGCAUUUGGUUGUAUUUACAAGAAAAUCGGUUCCCUGCACCCACUACUACUACUACUACUACUACUACUACUACUACUAACUACUACUAACUACUACUACUGCUGCUACUAUUACUACAGCUACUACUACUAUUACUAUUUACUACUACUACUACUACUACUG